Aspergillus saccharolyticus JOP 1030-1 is the source of this 2463-nucleotide messenger RNA. RefSeq names its product putative chromatin remodeling complex subunit (Rsc9). The transcript has 3 exons. Lineage: Eukaryota; Fungi; Ascomycota; Eurotiomycetes; Eurotiales; Aspergillaceae. The coding region runs from base 166 to 2382 and encodes 738 amino acids. Gene Ontology annotation, molecular function: DNA binding. Gene Ontology annotation, biological process: regulation of DNA-templated transcription. The record is from RefSeq and is a predicted model, not a curated record.
UUGUGCUUGAUUGUGCGAGACUAUUCACACCAUUCUGCGUGCAUUGCGCCAAUCUGGAUUCAUCCUGGGACUAGCCAGAGCCAACCCAUCAAGUGCAGGCAUAAACAAACGGAGUGCGACCUUCUCGACAGACACUGUUCAGAGGGCCCAGGCGUGCUUCUUAACAUGUCCGGUCAAACUCCCCGCACAUCCCUUCGAGAGGGUUUGCGGCAGGCCCCCAAAGCUAAUCAACCGUUCAUCCCCGAUACUACACCUGCUAGACGAUCACAUAUCCAUGCAAACCAGUCACCACAGCCCGUGCCACUGACCUUAAGUCAUUCUAACUCACCCGCACCGAACCUGAAUAACACCCACCCUUCGAGUGAGAUCUGGGAAGGAAGGGAUCAGAAAGUGCCCAUGAACACACGCGAGGUUGCAACUCCAGGCAACAGACCGGGUCUGUUCCUCAGUAUGCACGGCAAGACAGUCAAGCAACCCGACUUCUACGACCCUUACUUCCCCCUCAAAUAUCUCGAAGUUCAGACGCCGAAUCACAUUUAUAAACGCGCACAUUACGGGCUACAAUCAGGCAUCUCGGAUGAGGUUGACUUUGCGCUGUAUCAUCUCGUCCAAAUAUCCAACCAGCGCUGGGACAAAUUCAAGUUCGAGGGCUUUCCGUUGUUGGCCGAAACACUGAUGGAGAAGGCCCUUGACAUAUCACUUUUAAUCACGGGAGUGAAGUGGGAAUUGCAAUAUGACGUCCGUGAACCUAUGGCCCGUGUCAACGUACUCAAUUCGCUAUAUGGCACAAGAGAUAUUCUCGAGAGAAUCAAACAUAUUCCCGUUACACUGCCGGAGGACACACUCGAGACAUACGAAUUCAAUCACCGUCUACGGAACGUCAAAGAAGCGACAUUGGUUCUUCGAAACAUGGUCUUAUUGAAGGAAAAUGCAUUCUAUGUGUCACGAUAUGCUAAGGGCCUUCUGAGAGAUUUCUUGGUGAUCUUAAUCAACCUCCCGAAGCAACCCCGUCUCAAUGAAAUUAGAAACGAUGCUUUGGACAUCGCAGAGGAGGUGACCAAGUUCAUGCGGACCGAUCCAGAAGAUCCACUCUGGAUUUCUCUACUCCAUUGCUUGGAGUCUCCUGAUCGCGCUCAUGUUGUGCGAGCUCUGUGGGCGCUGACACACUUUUCAACCGAGCUCGAAGAACCAGAAGGGAACCGGGCCAUGGAGCGCAUGCCCAAACAAACCCUGCAGCAGCUUUACUUCCACACACUUCUCGACUUGGACAAGGAUAUCUUGAGCGGUGCUCUGGACUUCUGGUACCAAUACACACUCUCGCGCGAUAACAUCGAGACCAUGCUCGAUGUCUUCGAUUUUCCCAGCAUCUUCGUUCCACGCAUGAUCGCGCUGCUGACGUACGAGGCCCGGCCCACCAAAAUGGAAACCGUUCUACAAGAUGAGAAGGUUGCACCACCGCCAUCGGAAAUCCCCCGUGUACCCCCUGAGCUUCUUAAGGACCUAAUGGAACUAUCUGAGCCCGAGCGGAGCUCGCGCUGGCUCAGGUGCUGCUUUGUAGAGGAUGCGGAAUGCGAAAUUACACAAAUUGCCCUCUGGCAGGCUUACCAGAGUCGAUUUGCCGACCCUCGCUUACCAGGAGGUGGCGUUCUUCCUGCCGCCGAGUUCAUCAAAAACGUGAGCACGACAUUCACCAAUGCUCAAGCGCAGGUCAUCAAUGGCCCGGGCUCCUCGCCCCGUUUCAUUAUCAAAGGCAUCCGCCCUCUGGAGACAGCCUAUACCUUCCAGGGCUUCCCCUACAUCUACUGCAAAUGGGCCGACGACUCCAAGCCCAGCAAAACCUGCCAGCGGGCCUUCUCCGCCCCGACGGAUCUUCGCAAUCACGUUUUCGCUGAUCACAUGAAGCUCAAGCCCACCGAAACGCCCGGCCACUACAAUUUGGACAACGCCGAAUCGGCUGUUCAUACUUGUCUUUGGGACGGCUGCACGCGAUUCCGCGGCUCUGGCGCCAGCGCGAACACUGCCGCGGUUGCCGGUCACGUCGCCUCUCACCUUCCGGAAGAACGCGCCGCAGAUGCAGAAGCCCCCGUCUCCAAGCGGACUGUGCUUCAGGAGCGUAUUGUGCGGAAGUGGUUUUACCUCAAUACGCCAGUCAGCGAGCGUGGCGAACCCAUCGGGGUAGCUUAUAAAGCAGCCCUAGUCCUGCGCAACAUUGCCCGUAAUCUUCCCACAGGUGUUGUCCAAAAAUACAACGGUCUUCCCUGGAAGAAAGCCGUCUUUCUCAGUCAUCGGCCGAAGAUUGUGGAAGUAUGGGAUCGGAAUCGGUCUUUGCGCAAGGAACUGACGGAACUGAUUAUGUUGAUCGAGAAGGAGGAUUAUUAUUGAAGCAAAGAGAAAACAAACACAAGCAAAACAGGAAGACAAUUAUUAACCACCAUUUUUCUUUCUCCCUCUUGCCCCUUUGAC